Messenger RNA from Penicillium paradoxum, 693 nucleotides. RefSeq lists its product as uncharacterized. The transcript has 3 exons. NCBI's taxonomy places the organism in Eukaryota, Fungi, Ascomycota, Eurotiomycetes, Eurotiales, Aspergillaceae. Bases 1 to 693 code for a protein of 230 amino acids. The record is from RefSeq and is a predicted model, not a curated record.
AUGGCGCCUUAUCCUAAGGAAUUUGACCACUUAGAUGCAGCAGUCAAUAGGCUUACGAGCCUUUUGAACAAAGAAAAGGUCAGGCAUAUCUUUAUUGGUGGAUAUGCCACUUGUCUCCUUGGUGGAGCCCGCGUUACUGAGGAUGUUGACCUGAUCACGGAAAAAGAAUGUCGCAAAUAUUUGCUUGAAUCUGGUGACUUCACAGUCAGCACUGAUAAUCGAUUGGCCUUCAGGUACCGCGACAAAGUUGUUCAUAUCGAUAUCCUAAUCACGGGACGCUGGCGAGACACAUCAUGCGAUGUUCCUCUUCCUCGUAAGCUCAACACUUACCUUGUAGCCCCGAGGGACUGCCCGGAGCGUCGACUGCAUGACCAUGUACCCAUUAUGCACCCCUCUGCGCUUGUAUUGUCAAAACUCAAGCCCUGGGGCCUUGCUGAUCGCGCCACGCGUAUGGAAUUUCACAUGAGGUGUCGCACUGAUCUGAUGGAUAUAAAAACCAUCCUCCAGUGGCUUGUGGAGAACGGCAUGGAGGUUCAAUAUUCUUUGGUCUCCGAGAUUCCUAAGCAAGACCUGCUACCAUUGCUGUCACGACUGUACCGGAAAGAACCAACAUUGCGGGGACUUAUGGCCGAAGCAUUUUCGCCCGACGACCUACUGGAUGUGCUUAAAUACCAAUCUAAGAGAUGCACCUAG